AUGUCUAUUGAAAAUGCAUGUACUUCUAUAGAAGAAUAUUCAUUUGAUUGGGUUAAUCAACAUACUGCAAUUAUCAAAGACGAAGAAUUUAGUUUAUCUUGUAAAGCAUCAAAUUUAACAAAAAAUCGAUAUAAAAAUGUAUUAGCAAAUAAUAGAAGUAUUGUACCAUUAAAAUCAGGAGAUUAUAUAAAUGCUAAUUAUGUUUUUGGAGGAAGAUAUAUUUCAUGUCAAGCACCAUUAACAACAACCAUAGAAGAUUUUUAUAAUAUGGUUUGGGAACAAGAAACACCAAUUAUUAUUAUGUUAACAAAAUAUGAAGAAAAAGAUAGAAUUAAAGCUACAAGGUAUUUUCCAGAAAAUGGAAUAGAACAAAAAUAUGGGAAAUUUAAUAUCAAAGUAGGAUCAAUUCUUUAUAAUGAUUUACAAACAAUUAAAAGAAUGGAAACACAAGUUAGAGAAAUAAUUAUUGAAAAUCAAAUAGAAAAAAGUAAAAGAAGUAUUAUUCAUAUACAUUAUACAGGAUGGCCUGAUUUUGGAGUACCUAGUAAUAUCAAACAAAUUACUGAUAUGCUUUUUAUUAGUUUAGUUUGUAGAGGAAAAAUCAAAGGAAUUAAAUUAAAUGGACCACCAAUUAUUCAUUGUUCUGCAGGAUUAGGAAGAAGUGGAACAUUUAUAAUAUUAUUUAGAAUUUAUGAACAUCAUUUUUAUUCAACAUUAAAAGGAAGAAUAGAUUUCAGUCAAUGUAAUAAUAAUACAUUAAUUGAUAUUAAAUUAGAAAAACAAAUUAAUGAUAUAAAAAAAGCAUUAAAUGAAUAUGAAAUAAAAAAACUUGUUGCAGAAAUUGUUAUUUCAUUAAGAAAUGAAAGAAAAGGAAUAGUUCAAAGUGAAGAACAAUAUAAUUUUAUUAUUCAAUUAUUAAAUGAAUUUUAUACUGAAAUUUAUCCAUUUAUUCCAAGUAAUAAAUCACAUGUUAUUGAUCAAGUUGAACAAUUUUUAAGUCCAACACUUAGAACUAAUUUAAAACAAUUUAUAAAACCUUUAAUUAAAAAUUAA
Molecule: messenger RNA, 1053 nt
Organism: Entamoeba nuttalli P19
Lineage: Eukaryota; Evosea; Mastigamoebida; Endamoebidae
Product: protein tyrosine phosphatase, putative
Exons: 1
Coding region: 1-1053 (350 amino acids)
Biological process (GO): protein dephosphorylation
Molecular function (GO): protein tyrosine phosphatase activity
Source: RefSeq, a predicted model, not a curated record